AUGUUAUUGGUUGACCUCACUUGGAUCAAGAGUAAUCAUCAUUCCAACACGUCCACACCUCCCCUCCCACCACGUCCACACCUCCCCUCCCAACACGCCCACACAUCCCCUCCCAACACGUCCACACAUCCUUCCCAACACGUCCAUACUUCUCCUCCCACUAAUUCCACACCUCUUCUCCCACCACGUCCAAACCUCUUCAGCCACUACGUCCACAUAUCUCCUCCAGCCACGCCCACAAUCUCCUCCCACCACGCCCACAAGCCCCCUCCUACUACAUCCACGCCUCUCCCCCAACACGCCCACACAUCUCCAGUAACAAUGUCCACACAUCUCCACCAACAAUGUCCACGCUUUUCCUGCCACCACGCCGAAACCUCUUCAUCAACUACGUCCAAACAUCUCCUCCAGCCAUGUCCACGCCCACAAGUCUCCUCCCACUACGUCCACACCUCUCCUCCCAACACGUCCACACUUCUCCUCCAACCACGUCCAAACCUCCCCUCCCAACACGUCCACACAUCUCCUACCACGCCCACAAGUCUCCUCCCAUUACGUCCAAACCUCUCCUCCCAACACGUCCACACUUCUCCUCCAACCACGUCCAAACAUCUCCUCCCAACACGUCCACACUUCUCCUCCAACCACGUCCAAACCUCCCCUCCCAACACGUCCACACAUCUCCUACCACGCCCACAAGUCUCCUCCCACUACGUCCACGCCUCUCCUCCCAACACGUCCACACAUCUCCAGUAA
This is a messenger RNA of Haliotis rubra (blacklip abalone), 756 nucleotides long. Its product is annotated as 36.4 kDa proline-rich protein-like. The record is from RefSeq and is a predicted model, not a curated record. The transcript has a single exon. The coding region runs from base 1 to 756 and encodes 251 amino acids. NCBI's taxonomy places the organism in Eukaryota, Metazoa, Mollusca, Gastropoda, Lepetellida, Haliotidae.